CAUCCACACCGACCACUGUCGAGUACGCACGUGGCCAAAUAAUAUUUUUACUAUUUGUACGCUUUAAUAUUACAAUAUAAUACCACAACCGCGGUAAUCGUUCGGCAACGAAAGACGGUAAAAUCGUUAUUAAUCGUUAUUUUAUCGUUAUAAUAGUACUCGCGGAAAAAAAACAAUGUUUUCUCCAGUCACGAUUUCGUUCGUUUGCGUCUCUCUGGCCGUUUCCGCUUCCGCCGCUUCCGUGCCCGCGGCGCAACAACAACGGCAAGAGGACGGAUUCGGCUCGGUACUGUGGUCGGUGCUGGACGACUGUUUCUUCGGCGACGGCGACGCGGCCACGCCUGCCACCGUGUGCCUCAAGACCAAAGCGCUGACGGCACUGGACAGGGCGCUCGGCAAGCCCGCCGUGACCGUCGCGGAAGGCGUGACGCUGGCCGCCCGGGCCGGCAAGUCGCUGGCCGUCGACCCGCAAGCCGAGCGGGCCGACCGCGCCGCCCUGGACGCGGCCCCGGACGCCGACGCCAAGAACGCCCUGCUGGACGACAUGCUGGCCAGCCGCAUGGACAGGCUCAUGUCCACCAGGACCAUCGUGAUGGACGGUGCCGGCCAAGAAGGUCGCAAGAAAAAGGACAAGGCCAUACAACAAGCCAUGAUGAUGGCCGGUAUGACGGCUGCCGCUAUAAUGGGACCGAUGGCGUUAAAAAUCAUCGCUUUAAUCGCAGUCAAGGCAUUGUUGUUAAGCAAAAUCGCGUUGGUGCUGUCCGGUAUUAUGGUGCUCAAGAAACUUAUUCAGCCGCAACAGGGAGGUGGUCACGAAACUGAGUCAUCGUCCCAUCAUUACGGCCGGAGCAUGCAACUCGAAGACGCUGCUCACCACAUGGCGUAUUCGAGCCAAAAACAAUAAUACUAACCAUCGCCACGUGGUUUAAUUUAUUAUUUAUUUAUUUCGUGUACAUGAUGGUACUAAUAAUAAUAUUAUAGUUUUUACUAUUGUUAAUUAUUCAUCGUAUAAUAUUUUAUUUAUGUGACUAAAUGGUACGUAUUGUUUGUGCAUUGUGCUCAAAAUUCAUUUUUUGUUUAUUUUUAAGCAUUUAUAAACUUUUUCUUAUUGCCUAUCGCAAUAAUAAUAAAUAUAUUUUU
Messenger RNA from Rhopalosiphum maidis (corn leaf aphid), 1140 nucleotides. RefSeq lists its product as uncharacterized. Bases 176 to 904 code for a protein of 242 amino acids. Lineage: Eukaryota; Metazoa; Arthropoda; Insecta; Hemiptera; Aphididae. The transcript is spliced from 2 exons. The record is from RefSeq and is a predicted model, not a curated record.